GACGGCCGCCCGGUGAUUCACAGUCGCGCCGCAGUUCCGCGCCGAGCACGCGUCGCUCGCUCCGUCCCGCAGCGCCCGUCAUUACUGCGAGAGCAUUCAUUCUGUUAUUGUUUUCUCGAUCGCGAGUGAUCAAAUACGUAAACGACCAACGACGGAUCCGACGCGCGCUCCGCAGCACCAGGACAGGGCACCGCUCGGGACGAAGCUCCCGAUUCUUUCGAGUGUUCACAUUCAACAUGCCGAGCGCGGUGAACGGCGCGGGCGACGAGGAUGACGUGGUGCUGUCGGGCCUGUCGGGCCGCCUGCCCGAGUCCGACUCCAUCGACGAGUUCGCGCAGCAGCUGUUCGACGGCGUGGACCUGGUCACGGCCGACGGCCGCCGCUGGACCCCGGGGCUGCACGGGCUGCCGGAGCGCAGCGGCAAGCUGAAGCAGCUGGCUCACUUCGACGCCACGUUCUUCGGCGUGCACGCCAAGCAGGCGCACCUCAUGGACCCGCAGCUGCGCCUGUUGCUGGAGAUCACGCACGAGGCGCUGGUGGACGCCGGGCUCAGCCCCGCCGAGCUGCGCGGCUCGCGCACCGGCGUGUUCGUGGGCGUGAGCAACAGCGAGACGGAGGAGCUGUGGACGGCCGAGCCCGACCGCAUCAACGGCUACGCGCUCACGGGCUGCUGCCGCGCCAUGUUCCCCAACCGCGUGUCCUUCGCCUUCGACCUGCGCGGCCCGUCCUACGCCGUGGACACGGCCUGCUCCAGCUCCAUGUUCGCGCUGGCGCAGGCCGCGGCGGCCGUGCGCGCCGGCCUGUGCGACGCGGCCGUGGUGGCGGGCACCAACCUGUGCCUCAAGCCCGCCAACUCGCUCAACUUCCACCGGCUCAGCAUGCUGUCGCCCGAGGGCCGCUGCGCCGCCUUCGACGCCAGCGGGCGCGGCUACGUGCGCUCCGAGGCGGCCGUGGCGGUGCUGCUGCAGCGGCGCGGCGUGGCGCGGCGCGCGUACUGCGCCGUGCGCGGCGCGCGCACCAACACCGACGGCGCCAAGGUGCAGGGCAUCACGUUCCCGUCGGGGGACAUGCAGCGCCGCCUGGCCGAGGAGACGUUCCGCGAGGCGGGGCUGCGCCCGCGCGACGUGGCCUACGUUGAGGCGCACGGCACCGGCACCAAGGUCGGCGACCCGCAGGAGGUCAACGCCAUCGCCGAGCUGUUCUGCGCGGGCCGCUCGACGCCGCUGCUGCUCGGCUCCGUCAAGUCCAACAUGGGCCACUCGGAGCCCGCGUCCGGCCUGUGCUCCAUCGCCAAGGUGGUGCUGGCCAUGGAGCGCGGCGUGCUGCCCGCCAACCUGCACUACCGCGAGCCCAACGCCGACAUCCCCGCGCUGAGCGACGGCCGCAUCCGCGUCGUGGACCGCAACACGCCGUGGGACGGCGGGCUCGUGGCCGUCAACUCGUUCGGCUUCGGCGGCGCCAACGCGCACGUCAUCCUGGAGUCGGCGCGCGGCGCGCGGCCGCCGCCGGCCCAGUACGCGGUGCCGCGCCUGCUGCUGGCGUCGGGCCGCACGGAGGAGGCCGUGCGCGAGCUGCUGGCGCUGGGCGCCGAGCACCCGCGCGACGCCGAGCUGCACGCGCUGCUGGACGCCGUGCACGCGCAGCCCAUCGCCGGCCACGCGCACCGCGGCUGGGCGCUGCUCUCGGACCCGCCGGCGCUGGAGGUGGCCGAGCUGGAGGGCGAGCCACGCCCCGUGUGGUUCGUGUUCUCCGGCAUGGGCUCGCAGUGGGCCGGCAUGGGGCGCGCGCUCAUGCGCCUGCCCGCCUUCGCCGCCAGCGUGGCGCGCUCGGCGGCCGCGCUGGCGCCGCACGGCGUGGACCUGGCGCACGUGCUGAGCGAGGCGCCCGACGCCGCCUUCGACGACGUGAUCGCGUCCUUCGUGUCCAUCGCCGCCGUGCAGGUGGCGCUGGUGGACGUGCUGCGCGCCGCGGGCGUGCGCCCCGACGGCAUCGUGGGCCACUCGGUGGGCGAGGUGGGCUGCGCGUACGCCGACGAGACGCUGACGGGCGAGCAGGCCGUGCUGGCGGCGUACUGGCGCGGGCGCAGCAUCGUGGACGCGGGGCUGGCGCCCGGCGCCAUGGCGGCCGUGGGGCUGUCGUGGGACGCGUGCGCGGCGCGCUGCCCGCCCGACGUGUCGCCGGCGUGCCACAACUCGGCCGACAGCGUGACGGUGUCGGGCCCGCCCGCCUCCGUGGAGCGCUUCGUGGCCGAGCUGGCGGCCGAGGGCGUGUUCGCGCGCCGCGUCAACAGCUCGGGCGUGGGCUUCCACAGCCAGUACAUCGCGGCCGCGGCGCCGCUGCUGCGCAAGAGCCUGGAGCGCGUCAUCCCGGCGCCCAAGCCGCGCUCGGCGCGCUGGGUGUCGUCGUCGCUGCCGCGCGCGCAGUGGGGCGGCGCGCUGGCGCGGCUCAGCGACGCCGCCUACCACGUGAACAACCUGCUGUCGCCCGUGCGCUUCGCCGACGCGCUGCGCGAGGUGCCGGAGCGCGCGCUGGUGGUGGAGGUGGCGCCGCACGCGCUGCUGCAGGCCGUGCUGAAGCGCGCGCUGCCGGACGCGGCGCACGUGCCGCUGGUGCGGCGCGACGCGGCGGACGCGUGCGCGCACGCGCUGGCGGCGCUGGGCCGGCUGUUCGCGGCGGGCGCGCAGCCGCGGCCGGGCGCGCUGUACCCGCCGGUGCGCUUCCCCGUGUCGCGCGGCACGCCGGCGCUGGCGUCGCGCGUGCGCUGGGACCACUCGGUGGAGUGGAGCGUGGCGCAGUACGGCGCGGCGCGCUCGGGCGAGAACGUCAUCGAGUUCGAGCUGUCGCGGCCGGAGGACGCCUACCUGGCGGGACACAACAUCGACGGCCGCGUGCUGUUCCCGGCCACGGGCUACCUGACGCUGGUGUGGCGCACCAUGGCCAAGCUGCACAACCAGAAGCUGGAGGAGACGCCCGUGCUGCUGGAGGACGUGCAGUUCCGGCGCGCCACCAUCAUGCCGCGCGACGCGCCCGUGCGCUUCCUCGUCAGCGUGCUGGAGGGCUCGGGCGCCUUCGAGGUGUGCGAGGGCGGCGCCGUGGCCGUCACGGGCCGCGUGCGCCUGGCGGGCGCCGCCGAGCGCCUGCCCGACGACGAGCCGCCGCCCGCCGCCGAGCCCGACCUGCUGCCGCUCGCCGCCGACGACGUGUACAAGGAGCUGCGCCUGCGCGGCUACAACUACGGCGGCGUCUUCCGCGGCAUCCGCUCGUCCGACGCGCGCGGCGCCGCCGGCGAGCUGGCGUGGGACGGCAACUGGGUGGCGUUCAUGGACACCAUGCUGCAGUUCGGCAUCAUCGGCACCGACACGCGCGAGCUGUACCUGCCCACGCGCCUGCAGCGCGCGCUCAUCGACCCGCGCGCGCAGCCGGCGCCCGGCGCGCUGCCGGUGCGCAUGCGGCGCGCCGUGGACGCCAUCGCGUGCGGCGGCGUGGAGUUCCGCGGCGUCAAGACGAGCCUGGCGCCGCGCCGCGCCAACGCGCAGCCCGCGCCCAAGCUGGAGAAGUUCGCGUUCGUGCCGUACGACAGCGCGGCCGUGGCGGCCGAGGACUCGGCGCGCUCGCGGCGCGAGGCGCUGGUGGUCAGCCUGCAGCUGGUGCUGGAGAACGCGGGCGCGCUGCGGCUCAAGCUGGCGGAGGCGGCGCUGGGCCGCGCGCCCGACGCGCUGCUGGCGCCCGCCGCGCUGCAGGUGCUGGAGGCGGAGCCGCAGGUGCGCGCCGACGCGUCGCUGGCGGCGGCCGGCGAGCAGGCGCUGUACGCCGCGCCCAUGCAGCAGCUCGGCGUCAAGGUGACGCCUAAAGACGUGCGCAGCGGGCCGCCCGACGCCGACUGCCACCUGGUGCUGGCGGCCGACGUGCUGAGCAAGCACGGCGCCGACGUGCUGGCGCACCUGGCGGGCGCGCUGGGCGCCGGCGGCAUGCUGCUGCUGGAGGAGCCGCGCGGCGCGCUGGACGCGUCCGCCGCGCUGCUGGCCGCGCAGCGCCUCGCCGUCGUGUCGCGCCAGCCGGCCGGCGCCGCCGAGCUGCUGCUGCUGCGGCCCCGCGCCGAGCCGCCGGCCGCGUGCGUCGUGGUGGAGCUGGACGACGGCUACGGCUGGGUGGAGCCGCUGCGCGAGGCGCUGCGCCGCGCCGAGAGCGAGCCGCUGCGCGUGUACGCCGUGGCGCGCGGGCCCGCGUCCGGCGCGCUGGGGCUGGCGGCGUGCCUGCGCGCCGAGCCGGGCGGCCGCGCGCUGCGCGUGGUGCUGGCGCCGGGCGCGCCCGCCUUCGCGCCUGACGCGCCGCCCUACGCGCAGCAGCUGGCGCUGGACCUGGCCGUGAACGUGCUGCGCGCCGGCGUGUGGGGCAGCUACCGGCACCUGCCGCUGGCCGACGCGGCCGAGGCGCGCCUGCAGACGGAGCACGCGUACGUCAACACGCUGACGCGCGGCGACCUCGCCUCGCUGCGCUGGAUCGAGAGCGACCUGCGCUUCGCGGCGGAGCGCGCGCUGGGCCCGCGCCAGGAGCUGUGCCGCGUGUACUUCGCGCCGCUCAACUUCCGCGACAUCAUGCUGGCCACGGGCAAGCUGCCGCCCGACGCGCUGCCCGGCGACCUGGCCGGCCAGGAGUGCAUCCUGGGGCUCGAGUUCAGCGGGCGCGGGGCCGACGGGCGCCGCGUGAUGGGCAUGGUGGCGGCGCGCGGGCUCGCCACCACCGUGCUGGCCGACCGCGGCUUCCUGUGGGAGGUGCCGGCCGCCUGGAGCCUGGAGGAGGCGGCCACGGUGCCCGUGGCGUACGCGACGGCGUACUACGCGCUGGCCGUGCGCGGGCGCAUGCGGCGCGGCGAGGCCGUGCUGGUGCACGCGGGCACGGGCGGCGUGGGGCAGGCCGCCAUCGCCAUCGCGCUGCACGCCGGCUGCACCGUGUUCACCACGGUGGGCACGCCCGACAAGCGCGCCUUCCUGCGCGAGCGCUUCCCCGCGCUGCCGGACGGGCACAUCGGCAACUCGCGCGACUGCAGCUUCGAGCAGCUGGUGCUGCGCCGCACGCGCGGCCGCGGCGUGGACCUGGUGCUCAACUCGCUGGCGGGCGCGCAGCUGCAGGCCUCCGUGCGCUGCCUGGCGCCCGGCGCGCGCUUCCUGGAGAUCGGCAAGCUGGACCUGUCCGAGAACUCGGCGCUCGGCAUGGCCGUGUUCCUCAAGAACACCACCUUCCACGGCAUUCUGCUGGACGCGCUGUUCGACGCGGGGCCCGACUGCGAGGACAAGGCGGCCGUGGUGCGCUGCGUCACCGAGGGCAUCGCCGGCGGCGCCGUGCGGCCGCUGCCCGCCACCGUGUACUCGGAGCAGCAGCUGGAGCCCGCCUUCCGCUACAUGGCCGCGGGCAAGCACGUGGGCAAGGUGCUGCUGCGCGUGCGCGAGGAGGAGCCGGCGCGCGGCCCCGCGCGCCCCGCCGCGCGCCUGCUGCCCGCGCUGCCGCGCACCUACCUGCACCCCGGCAAGAGCUACGUGCUGGUGGGCGGGCUGGGCGGCUUCGGCCUGGAGCUGGGCCACUGGCUGGUGACGCGCGGCGCCGCGGCGCUGGUGUUCAACUCGCGCAGCGGCGUGCGCACGGGCUACCAGGCGUGGUGCGUGCGGCGCUGGCGCGAGCGCGGCGUGCGCGUGCUGGUGUCCACGGCCGACGCCACGGCGGGGCCGGGCGCGCGCGCGCUGCUGCGCGAGGCGGCGGCGCUGGCGCCCGUGGGCGGCGUGUUCAACCUGGCGGCCGUGCUGGCGGACGCGUACCUGGAGAACCUGACGCCGGACGACUUCCGCGCCGUGGCGCGCCCCAAGGUGGACGGCACGGCGGCGCUGGACGCGGCCUCGCGCGAGCUGGCGCCCGACCUGGACUACUUCGUGGCCUUCUCGUCCGUGUCGUGCGGGCGCGGCAACCCCGGCCAGAGCAACUACGGCCUGGCCAACUCGGCCAUGGAGCGCCUGGUGGAGCGGCGCCAGGCCGACGGGCUGCCGGGGCUGGCCGUGCAGUGGGGCGCCAUCGGCGAGGUGGGGCUCGUGGCCGAGAGCAUGGGCGGCGGCGACGACGCGGUGGUGGGCGGCACCGUGCCGCAGCGCAUCGCGUCGUGCAUGCAGGCGCUGGGCGCGCUGCUGGCGCUGCCGCACGCCGUGGUGGCCAGCAUGGUGCUGGCGGACAAGCGCCGCGCCGCCGCCGCGCCCGCGCAGGACCUGGUGCACGCCGUGGCCAACAUCCUCGGCGUGAAGGACCCCAGCAAGGUGUCGGACUCGGCCAACCUGGCCGAGCUGGGCAUGGACUCGCUGAUGGGCGCCGAGAUCAAGCAGACGCUGGAGCGCGGCUACGACGUGGUGCUCGGCGUGCAGGAGAUCCGCGGGCUCACGUUCGCCAAGCUGCGCGAGCUGGGCGGCGAGGCGCCGGCCGAGGGCGCGGAGGGCGCGGCGGGCGCGGCGGCCGAGGCGCCGGAGGCGGCGCUGGUGCAGUUCGCGGCCGGCGAGCUGGUGCCCGAGCAGGUGGUGGUGCGGCUGCCGAGCGCGGCGGACGACGCGCCGCCCGUGUUCAUGGUGCACCCCAUCGAGGGCGUGGCGGAGCCGCUGCGCGGGCUGGCGGCCGGCGUGCGCGCGCCCGUGUUCGGGCUGCAGUGCACGCGCGCGGCGCCGCUGGACGACAUGGCGUCGCUGGCGCGCUUCUACGUGUCGCACGUGCGCGCGCUGCAGCCGCGCCCGCCCUACACGCUGCUGGGCUACUCGUUCGGCGCCGGCGUGGCGUUCGAGAUGGCGCUGCAGCUGGAGCGCGCGGGCUGCGACACGCGGCUGGUGCUGGUGGACGGCUCGCCCGCGUACGUGGCGGCGCACACCACGCGCGGCAAGCAGAAGCGCGCCGUGCGCUCGGCCGGCACGGACGAGGCGGACGCGCUGGCCUACUUCGUGCAGCUGUUCGUGGACGCGGACGCGGCGCGCGUGUCGGCCGAGCUGGAGCGGCUGGCGGGCUGGGAGCAGCGCGUGGCGCGCGCCGUGGCGCUGGUGGCGGGCGCCGCGCCGCACGCGCCCGACGCGCUGGCCGCCGCCGCCGCCGCCUUCUACCGCAAGCUGGUGGUGGGCGACGCGUACCGGCCCGGCGGCAAGCUGCGCGCGCCCGUCACGCUGUUCGCCGCCAGCGACAACUACGUGGCGCUGGCCGACGACUACGGGCUGGGCGCCGUGUGCGCCGGCCCGCUGCGCACGCACCGGCUGGCGGGCACGCACCGCUCCAUCCUGGGGGGCGAGGCGGCCGCCGCCAUCGCCGCGCACCUGUCGGAGCUGCAGCGCGCGCAGUGAUGGGACCGAGCCGUGUGAAGUGUGAUGUCGACAUUGUCAUGUCAGUGCAAUGGCCUCUCUAUUUAACUCGUUGGGGUAUAUUUAUAGUAGAAUUUGUAAAUUAUAGAUUAAAUUAUGACAUACGAGAGCUUGGCUCGCCGCU
Messenger RNA from Bicyclus anynana (squinting bush brown), 7494 nucleotides. It is a transcript of the gene FASN1, whose product is annotated as fatty acid synthase. The record is from RefSeq and is a predicted model, not a curated record. Gene Ontology annotation, biological process: fatty acid biosynthetic process. Lineage: Eukaryota; Metazoa; Arthropoda; Insecta; Lepidoptera; Nymphalidae. The coding region runs from base 237 to 7352 and encodes 2371 amino acids. The transcript is spliced from 5 exons. Gene Ontology annotation, molecular function: 3-oxoacyl-[acyl-carrier-protein] synthase activity; oxidoreductase activity; phosphopantetheine binding.